This is a messenger RNA of Paramecium tetraurelia, 567 nucleotides long. RefSeq lists its product as uncharacterized. NCBI's taxonomy places the organism in Eukaryota, Ciliophora, Oligohymenophorea, Peniculida, Parameciidae. The record is from RefSeq and is a predicted model, not a curated record. The transcript has 2 exons.
AUGUCAUACUACAAACCUUUUUACCAAAGUGCCUAUGACCGCACAGCUCCAGUUUAUCCACCAAGUUAAUAUGGUCCUUCAUACUACGGUCCUUACGAUCGUCCAUACUCAUAUCAAUCAAGAGCUCCAAUGAGAGGUGAGUAAUGGUCAGAAUAUAUUCCUGUGGAGCAGAGAUACACUGAUUAUGUACCAGAGACAAAGAUUGAAUAUAGACCUGUAGAGAAACAAUACACAGAUUAUAUUGAAGUAAAGCAUGAGACAGAUUAUGUACCAGUUCCAAGAUUGGAAAAAAGAGUGGAAUAUAUUCCAGUUGACCGAUACGAUGAGCAUGUGGAUUAUGUGCCAGUUUAGAAUAGCCAUGUUGUGAAAGGACCUUAAAGUAGAGUUGGUUAUGGAAGUUAAUCAUAAUAUUUACCACCACCACCACCUGCUCCUACAUCAUAUUCAAAUUAUAGAUACAGUCCAAGUAGAGUGAGUGGAUAUCGUCCAGGAGCAACGGGCUACGGCUACAGAUACCUUUGAUUAAUAUAUUAAUUUAGUAAUCCGUUUUCGUUAAUUUUUUAAUAA